Xenopus laevis (African clawed frog) is the source of this 2678-nucleotide messenger RNA. RefSeq names its product splicing factor proline and glutamine rich L homeolog (gene sfpq.L). The transcript is spliced from 10 exons. Gene Ontology annotation, cellular component: nuclear speck; paraspeckles. Lineage: Eukaryota; Metazoa; Chordata; Amphibia; Anura; Pipidae. Bases 70 to 2052 code for a protein of 660 amino acids. Gene Ontology annotation, molecular function: nucleic acid binding; RNA binding. The record is from RefSeq and is a predicted model, not a curated record.
AGAGGGCAGCGAGCCCUCUCGAACGCCGCCAUUUUUAAGUGACGAAGUUCAAUUCCUUGUAGAGCGAAAAUGAUGCCACGCGACCGAUUCAGGAACCGCGGUGGCGGAGGAGGUGGAAUGAGCAUCUAUCGUCGCGGAAACGGUGGCCGUGGAGGAGGAAUGCCAAAUUACCGUGGACCGGGCUACAUGGAUUCUAAUCGGGGUCCCCAUCCAAAUCAACAGCAGGCCUCUCAGCAACAAAAGCAGCAACAAGACAAGCAGCCCGCCCAACAGCAGCAGAAGCAGAGUUCUGCUCCAGAGCCCCUGAAACCCGUACAGCAGCCACAGGCUGCGGCCAAGCCCCAGGAUUCCCAGGCUUCUCAGCCCCCAGCCCAGUCGCCACAGACCAAGCCCGCCCAGUCCCCACAACAAAAACCGGGCAUCACACCCCAGCAGCCGCAACAGACUCAAGCCCAGUCCGGCCCCGUCAAACCAGUGAUCCAGACACCACCCCAGCAGCAACAAAAGCCGCCUCAAAUGCAGCUACAGAAACCAGCACCGCCUAACAAUGCGUCUCCCCAGGCCAAACCUGGUCAGCAUCUUGCCCACCACCAGCAACAACAACAACUGAGGUCUAGGCCCGGGCAGAAUCAAGUUGGACAGAAGAGGCCGCAUCAGUCUCGCUUCCAGUCUCAGCCCCCGCCCCAACUGGAGUCUGCUCCCGCCGAGGACAAAGCAACCGCAGACGAGGGCCCCGUAUGGAGCGAUGGUGUGAGGGCUACACUUUCGCUUCUGAAAAGGCCAGGAGAGAAGACCUACACUCAGCGCUGCAGAUUGUUUGUUGGCAAUCUCCCGACUGAUAUAAGCGACGAUGAGUUCAAGAAAUUGUUUGAGAAAUAUGGGGAACCAGGAGAGGUGUUCAUCAACAAAAGUAAAGGCUUUGGUUUUAUUAAACUGGAAACUAGAGCAUUGGCUGAAAUUGCAAAAGCAGAGCUAGAUGACUUGCCAAUGCGAGGAAGACAACUACGUGUACGGUUUGCCACACAUUCUGCUGCGCUGUCUGUACGCAAUCUAUCUCCAUUUGUUUCUAACGAGCUACUGGAGGAAGCCUUUAGUCAGUUUGGACCAGUGGAGCGAGCUGUAGUUGUCGUGGAUGAUCGAGGGAGGUCAACCGGAAAAGGAAUCGUCGAGUUUGCAGCGAAACCAGCAGCCAGAAAGGCACUUGAAAGAUGCACUGAAGGAGUUUUUCUUCUCACCACUACCCCAAUGCCAGUUAUUGUUGAGCCUCUUGAACAAUUUGAUGAUGAAGAUGGGUUGCCUGAGAAGCUUGCACAAAAGAAUCACCUUUACCAAAAGGAGAGAGAGGUUCCACCAAGAUUUGCCCAACAUGGGAGUUUUGAGUUUGAGUAUUCUCAGAGGUGGAAAUCUUUGGAUGAGAUGGAGAAACAACAAAGGGCACAGGUUGAGAAAAACAUGAAGGAGGCAAAAGAAAAACUUGAAAGUGAGAUGGAAGAUGCAUACCAUGAACACCAAGCUAAUCUGUUGCGUCAAGACUUAAUGAGGCGUCAAGAAGAACUCAGACGCAUGGAAGAGCUUCACAAUCAAGAAAUGCAGAAGCGCAAAGAAAUGCAACUUAGGCAAGAGGAGGAACGUCGCAGGAGAGAGGAAGAAAUGUUGCUUCGUCAGCGAGAAAUGGAGGAACAGAUGAGGCGCCAGAGAGAAGAGGGAUAUCGUAUGGGCUACAUGGACCCACGUGAACGAGAUAUGCGCAUGGGUGCAAGUCAGAUGGCCAUGUCAGAUCCCUAUGGUGCUGCAAGCCAAAAGUAUCCACCACUUGGAGGAGCUAGUAUGGGCUAUGAAGGCAGCCCUGGGGUAGCACAAGCUACCAUCAGCUCAUCAAUUAUGGGAGGAGACAUGCGCAAUGAGCGUUUUGUCCAGGGCAAUGCAGGGACUUCUAAUGCACAAAAUUCUAGAGGGAUUGGAUCUGUGCAACCUACUGCAGCAGCAGGGGCUGGAGGCUAUGGGAGGGGCAGGGAUGAAUAUGAAGGGCCAAACAAGAAGCCCAGGUUCUAGGUUUCCUUCACUUUAAAUCUAUUUCCACUGUUUAUUUUGUUAAAUUUUUAACUCUUGCAUUUUAGUAAGAAGCAUUUUUUUAUGGUGCUCAGAUGCUUGACCUAGUAUUUGUGAAGCAUGUGUUAAUAGUCCAAUACUGUACUGGUAAUGUUUCACAAAGCUUUCCCCCCUUCCCUUAUUUUAUGGCAGUUUUGAUUUUUUUUUUCCACUCCGUACCCUUUUUUUAUUAUUUAACUGUGCCUGUAACAAACAGCAGCUGUAGUAUGCUCCAGAAACUUAAGAUCUUGCAAAAAAAAAGCAUAACAUUUGGCUGAAUGUGAAAUGUUAUUUUAAAAGACAAACUAUCAAGGCUUACUUCAGUGAUUUAAUUCUGGCAGGCUUUAAAAUGGCAUACAUAAAGCCAAAGCAAGUCGGCCAUACUGCUGGUUCUGUAAAGAAUGGAGACUUAUGAAGCUGUGCUUUUUCUGUAUAAAGGAACUUAUCUGCAAAUGCCAGUGGGUUUGAUGGGCAGGGCUGGAAAUCUAUUUUCCCUGUGUAUCUGAGCAUUUUGUGGCCUGAAAGAAGCUUCAAAAAUUGUCUUUGUAACAGGCUGUAUUAACUUCUAAAUAAAAUGUCAAUAUGGAAAA